AUGACCUACCGCACCACUUUGGACCUGCUUUUCAAAUCCCAGGAAUUUGUCCCUAACUACAAAUGUGAUAGCCGGAAGCAUCUCAUGGCCAUCAUAGGAGGAUUAGGUUCGGAUACAUCAUCUUAUAUGGCAGAUAGUGUAAAUGUCUACAAAAUUCCACAGUUGACUUAUGGCUCUUUUGCCCAAGAAGAAUUCCGGAGUACUAAGUUAUCUUCACUUUAUUGCAUGGCCCCAUAUGAGGACCAUCAAUAUACUGGAGUUAUACAACUUCUUCUCCAGUUUGGAUGGAUAUGGAUUGGAGUCUUCACUCUUGAUACGAACAAAGGAGAACAUUUCUUUCAGAAACUGCAGUCACUGCUUUCCCAGAAUGGCAUCUGCAUAGCUUUCUCACAAAAAAUUACACAACUAGUAAACUUGGAAAACGUGUCUGAAUUACUUGAAACAAACUCAAUGAUUCGUAAUAAGCUGAUAGAUCAGAAAGCAAAUGCUUUUCUUGUCUAUGGAAAAUCAUUCACAAUUUGGUGGCUCAGAAUUGUUAUGUUUCUAUGUGAUCUAGAGGAUAAAGACAGCACACAAUUCAGAAAAGUUUGGAUCCUGAUGGACCCAAUUGAUUUCAUACUGACAGCAUUUCAAAGAGGUUUGGAUCUCCAGUUGUUCCAUGGGGCCCUUUCUUUUACAGUGCACUCAAGAGAAGUUCAAGGCUUCAAAGAAUUUCUUCAAGUCACCAAAUCUUCAACCCAUGAAAAUGGAUUUUUUCAAGAUGUUUGGGAGCAAUUGUUUGACUGUUCAUUUUCAAAUAAAGAAUUUUUCUUAAUGUAUGAUAAGACUUGUAGUGGAGAAGAGAAAUUGGAGAAUCUGCCUGCACCUGUGUUUGAGUUGCAGAUGACUGGCCAAAGUUACAGUAUCUACAAUGCGGUCUAUGCAGUGGCAUAUUCUUUACAUGAGGCAGUGAGAUCAAGAUCCCAACAAAAAAAGAUUCAAAGGUUUGAAUUUCCAGAUUUUCAGCCUUGUCAGGUUCUUCCACUUUCUCGGUGUAAUGACCAUUGUUCCCCUGGAUUUUGGAAGAAAGGAGAUGAAGAAAAGAAAUUCUGUUGCUAUGACUGUGUUCGAUGUCCCAAAGGGAAGAUUUCAAAUCAAAUGGAUAUGGAUGACUGUUUUGAAUGUUCAGAAGAUCACUAUCCAAAUAAGGAGAAGAAAGAAUGCAUUGUGAAACCGGUGGUCUUUCUAACUAUUGAAGAAACCCUAGGCAUUGGUUUAGCUUCAACUGCUCUUUCUCUCUUCUUCCUCACAAUGUGGGUACUUAGGACCUUUAUUAAACACAGAGAUACUGCCAUUGUCAAAGCCAACAACCGGUCCCUCACGUACACCCUGCUUGUCUCUCUUCUGCUCUGUUUUCUAUCCUCUUUGUUCUUUCUCAGCCAUCCUGGCCAAGUGACCUGCCUCCUCCGACAAUCAGCUUUUGGAAUCACCUUCUCAGUGGCCAUUUCUACUGUACUGGCCAAAACCAUCACAGUGGUUGUGGCUUUCAUGGCCACUAAACCAGGAUCUCAGAUGAGAAGAUGGGUGGGGAAAAGAUUGGCCUUUUCUACUGUCUUUUCCUGUUCUCUCUUUCAAGUAUGUAUUUGUAUGCUUUGGUUGUUGAUAUCACCCCCAUUUCCUGAGUUAGACAUGCAUUCAGAGUCUCAAGAAAUGAUUUUACAAUGCAAUGAGGGGUCAGCUUUCUUCUUCUACUGUGUCUUGGGCUACAUGGGUGUCUUGGCCAUUGCCAGCUUUAUUGUGGCUUUUCUUGCCCGUAAAUUACCUGACAGUUUUAAUGAAGCCAAGUUCAUCACCUUCAGCAUGUUGGCCUUUUGCAGUGUGUGGAUCUCCUUCUUUCCAGCCUAUCUGAGUACGAAAGGAAAAGCCAUGGUAGCUGUGGAGGUCUUCUCCAUCUUGUCCUCCAGCGCUGCAUUACUGGGAUGCAUAUUUUUGCCAAAAUGCUACAUCAUAGUUUUCAGGCCUCAGCUAAAUCUCAGGGAGCAACUCACAAAGAGAAAUUAG
Protobothrops mucrosquamatus (brown spotted pit viper) is the source of this 2040-nucleotide messenger RNA. RefSeq names its product extracellular calcium-sensing receptor-like. Lineage: Eukaryota; Metazoa; Chordata; Lepidosauria; Squamata; Viperidae. Gene Ontology annotation, molecular function: G protein-coupled receptor activity. The transcript has 4 exons. Gene Ontology annotation, biological process: G protein-coupled receptor signaling pathway. The coding region runs from base 1 to 2040 and encodes 679 amino acids. Gene Ontology annotation, cellular component: membrane. The record is from RefSeq and is a predicted model, not a curated record.